AUAUCUGACAAAGAAUCUGGUUCCGGUGAAAAAAUAGUUAUAGAAGUUUCUGGAGACGAUAAUAAAGAAGAAUAUGGUAAUGAAGAUAAUAAGUUAAAAUUUAAAAUUAUGAAAUCAUCAAAAAAAAGUCAUUUAAAGAAACAAAGUGUUGCUGGUCUUAGUUGUGAAAAAGGAAGUGGAAAGGUUCUUAAUGCUUUUUUAUUAUGUUUUGUUGAAGAUGGUGAUGAUGUUAAUUAUGGUUCGUUAAAAGGGAGGGUUGUUUUUAAAGAUACUGAUAAUGAAGCGAUUGAAAAAAUUAAAGGACAUCCUGAAGAAUUAGCA
Molecule: messenger RNA, 321 nt
Organism: Racocetra persica
Lineage: Eukaryota; Fungi; Glomeromycota; Glomeromycetes; Diversisporales; Gigasporaceae
Source: the annotation of a GenBank genome assembly